Messenger RNA from Betta splendens (Siamese fighting fish), 1626 nucleotides. It is a transcript of the gene ecsit, whose product is annotated as ECSIT signaling integrator. The transcript is spliced from 8 exons. Gene Ontology annotation, molecular function: protein binding. The coding region runs from base 156 to 1487 and encodes 443 amino acids. Gene Ontology annotation, cellular component: mitochondrion. NCBI's taxonomy places the organism in Eukaryota, Metazoa, Chordata, Actinopteri, Anabantiformes, Osphronemidae. The record is from RefSeq and is a predicted model, not a curated record.
UUUGGGGGACGUGAAUGUGACCUGGACCCGGAUGUUCUAACGGCUCUUCAAUAUGGAGGCGUCCACACGAAGAGAUUUCUGAAGGAGACUUCAUUUGCCACGCGUUUAUCGGUGUAAAUGUUGAGCGUCCUGGAGGUCAAUGUGAUGGAGCGACCAUGAAGUGUGCCCGCUGCCUCCUCCAGCUGUGCCGUCUCAGGCUGGGGGGUCGGUCAGCUCCCCUGGUCCGGUCCCUCCCCAGCAGUCACAGUUGGCUGCUGCAACACACACAGAGCCAGGUGCUGAGGCAGUUUCACGUUAGCCCAUCGUGUCCCAAGACUCGUCCUGUACCUGCAGAGUUUAAUGAGGCCAACAAGCAGAAGGACAAGUCACUGGCCACCUAUGACGACCUGUUUGAGCAGGGGGCCAAAGAGGCAAAAACCAAAGCCACAUUUAAUAAGGUGGUGGAAAUCUUCACCAAGGCAAGCGUGAGACGGAGGGGUCACGUGGAGUUUAUAUACGCUGCCCUGAAGAAGAUGCCAGAGUUCGGUGUGGAGAAAGACAUCACUGUCUACAACAAGCUUCUGGAUGUUUUUCCUAAGGAGAUCUUUGUGCCCAGGAACUUUAUUCAGCGAAUGUUUAACCACUAUCCCCGACAGCAGGAGUGUGGAGUUCAGUUGUUGGAGCAGAUGGAGAACUAUGGUAUCAUGCCCAACAUUGAGACCAAAGUCCUGCUGGUCCAGAUUUUUGGAAAGAAAAGCCACCCGAUAAGGAAAUAUGAGCGGAUGAUGUACUGGUUCCCUAAGUUCAAGAACCUCAACCCCUUCCCCGUCCCCCAGCAGCUGCCAGAAGACCCAGUGGAUCUGGCUCGCUUGAGCUUGACUCGCAUUGCUAGCGAUCUGGACGCUAAAGUUACUGUCUACCAGCUGCCCUGUACAGAUAUUUCUGAAAGUGGCCAGGAGAUAACACUUCCACAUGUAGUAGGUAUUCAGAGCCCAAGUCAGAUGGAGCUGCUGGCCAAGCAUAACCCGAGCAGGCCCGUGUUUGUAGAGGGCCCCUUUCCUCUGUGGCUGAGAAAGACCUGCGUGUCCUAUUACAUCCUGAGAGCUGACCCUGCACCAGCUGAUGAGAAGAAAGAGGAUCCCUAUGAUCCAGACAGGUGUUUGAUUUAUCCUCUGCAGCUAGACCUGGAUUUGGAGUGCGACCUUGGGGACGAUGAGAGCUUUGAUGUGGAAGACUUGGAUGAGGGUCCAGUCUACGCCAUGUGUAUGACCAGUCAGGGAGACCAAGCAACACUCAACCUGUGGAUCUCUGGCCUCCAGAAGAGCAAUGACAUCUUGGGUCAAGUCCCCACUCUGUUUCGUCUGGACGCUGGUCCCCAGGAGCUGCAGUGGGUUGACACAGAUUCAGGCCACCAACAACAGCCUGACUCAGAGACCCAUAAAGAGGCGUCACAGCCUGAGGUUGAAAUUGAAGAAGAGCUGACACGGAGCAGAGGGAUGAAACAAUAGCUUAUGUGAUUUGAAGACUGAUUGACAGUGGCUGUCACAACAAAUGUGAUGUGAUUUUGAGGAAAGUAAACAUUGUAUCACACAAUGUGUUUUCUUCUAAUCUUGUGGUAAAAUAGUAAACUGUAGUAAACUAACCGAU